CCUCUAUCACUGCUCCAACAUCACUAUAACUUCUCGACUCUCUUCCAGGCGUGGUGCGAGGCCACAUGGUCGUCAAUAGAACAAUUGCCCAGACUGGAAGAGCCCGACCACGAUGAGCGGCCGGUUCCUCGCAGCUGGUCUGCGGCCUGUAGCGGCGCGAAAUACCUCCACCGCAGCCGUCCGCCACUUACACCGAUUUCCAACUGGAGGGCUACUCCGAGCAGAUGCCUCGAUUCGAGAAACUAGAAAACGCAUGUGGUAUGGGGGCAACUCUAUCCACAACCUGGUCAUUGCUCGAAAUGCGUCUUUUGUCCGGCUUUUGCCCAAAUUGGUGGUCAAGUUUGCCAGAGUCCCUGCCUUGUUUGGCGGCUUGGCCAUUGGUGGCUUUGCUUGGGUUCAGUAUCAGGCCACACAGGCUGGCAAUUAUGCCAUCUCACUCUUCAGCACAACUUUUGACACAGUGAGCGGUACGGCAUCCAGCCUAUACGGAUCUGCCAAAGAUGUCGCGGAUCAAACACGCCAAGGCUGGGAAAGCACGAAAGAACGACUAGAGGCCCCCGAUUGGUUGAAGAACAUGCUAGGAAAGAAUGAGGAAACCGGCUCUGGCGGCUCAGGGGGACCUAAUGGCGAUCCUAAACACAGUAAAGUCGGCGCUGCUGCUGCCGUGGGUGCUUCAGCUGCCGCUGUUGGUUACGAGAAAACUGAAAACGACGAUUCGCGAGAUCCAUUACAAGCCUCCAAGGAUGAUCAGAUGAUGGUAUUAACGAAAAAGAUGAUUGAGAUUCGGAGCAUACUGCAAAAGGUCGGCCAGUCCAGCUCUCUCACUCUGCCAUCCAUCGUUGUCAUUGGUUCGCAAUCGUCUGGAAAGAGCUCAGUGUUGGAAGCCAUCGUGGGCCACGAAUUUUUACCAAAGGGAAGCAAUAUGGUUACUCGCAGACCGAUUGAAUUGACCCUGGUCAACACACCCGAGUCGGUUGAGGAAUAUGGAGAGUUUCCAGACCUCGGUUUACGCAAAAUCUCCGACUUUUCUUCGAUCCAGCGAACUUUGACAGAGCUAAACUUGGCUGUUUCGGACGCAGAAUGUGUCUCAGACGACCCCAUUCACUUGACGAUAUAUUCGCGCAACGUUCCUGACCUUUCUCUCAUCGAUCUCCCCGGCUACAUCCAGGUUGUGGGACAGAACCAACCCUUGCAGCUGAAGCAGAAGAUAUCUGAGUUAUGUGACAAAUACAUCCAACCACCCAACGUGAUUCUCGCCAUAUCUGCUGCGGAUGUCGAUUUAGCAAACUCGGCAGCCCUUAGAGCGUCGCGGAGAGUCGAUCCCCGAGGCGAACGAACUAUUGGAGUCAUUACCAAGAUGGAUUUGGUAGAUCCUUCCCGCGGUGCCAACAUUCUUAACGAUACACAAUAUCCUCUACGGCUGGGUUACGUCGGAGUUGUGACAAAGGCACCGCUCUCACAAGGCUUGUUCAAGAUGGGUUCUUCAGAUCUACUUGCAGCGAUCUCCAAGAAUGAAAAUUCCUACUUUUCAUCGCAUCCUCUUGAGUUUGGGCCAGACGCAGGCGUCAAUGUGGGCACAUUGAAUCUUCGAAAGACAUUAAUGCGUGUGCUGGAACAGACCAUGUCAUCUAGCUUGCAGAGCACAAGCGAUGCCAUUAGACAGGAACUGGAAGAGGCAACCUAUGAAUUCAAAGUUCAGUACAACGAUCGCCCUCUCUCUGCGGAAUCCUACCUUGCCGAAAGCCUCGAUGCUUUCAAGCAUUCGUUUAAACAGUUUACCGAAGAAUUUGGGCGCCCAGAAAUGCAUGAGGUUUUGAAGAGUGCUCUUGAUCAGAAAGUACUGGACCUGCUAGCCGCGCGUUACUGGAACAAGCCAGUGACAGAUUUGGCGCAGGCGAAGUUGGACCUCGACAACCUCGCUGACCUCCCCAAGUCCGAUCCCGAUUCUCUUUACUGGCGUCGUCAGCUAGAUGCUUCGACUUCGGCUCUUACGAAGCUAGGAGUUGGGCGCUUGGCAACCACGGUCAUCGCGGCAUCUCUCCAAGCCCAUGUUGAUAAAUUGCUGACAAACUCGAGUUUUGUGAGCCAUCCUUUCGCCAAGAAAGCCAUCACUGAUGCCGCAUCAACCAUUCUCAACGAAAGAUUCUACAGCACCAGUGAUCAGGUUGAAAACUGCAUCAAACCCUUCAAGUUUGACAUUGAGGUCGAUGAAAGAGAGUGGAAUCAAGGCCGCGAGCACGUUGGCACUGUUCUCAAGAAGGAGUUGCAAGAUUGCGAGGCUGCUCUGGCCAGCUUGGAGCCAGCUGUCGGGGGCCGCAGGAAGCUAAAGGAAGUAAUGGCCUUUGUGGACAAGGCGCGAAAGGGUGACAUCGUUGUAGAGGGCGAUGGGCGAAGCGGCGCGGGCGGCUUUAGCGCUGCCCUCCUGAGUAAAGGGAGAGAGGCUAUCUUUCUUCGAGACAGAGCCGACCUUAUCAAGAUGCGAAUGCUGGCCGUCAAAUCGAAGCAGUGCAACAAUCCUAAAAACAAAUAUUAUUGCCCGGAAGUCUUUUUGGACGCCGCAGCUACAAAGUUGGCUUCCACAGCUGUUCUCUUCCUCAACGUAGAAUUACUGUCAGAGUUUUACUACAAUUUCCCACGAGAGCUAGAUCUUCGUCUCGGACGGCAUCUAUCCGCAGAGGAGGUUGAGAAGUUCGCCAAGGAAGAUCCUAAGAUCCGUCGCCACCUCGAUGUCAUCCGGAGGAAAGAGCUAUUGGAAUUGGUCCUCGAGAAAAUGGAUAGUCUCCGGCAAUUAGAAGGAAGAGACAGAGACCAUGGAACGAAUUCAAGAAGAGGAGGAGCUAACAAGGACCGUGGACGAUGGGGGCUCUUCUGAGCCAAUCAUCACAAGACCCAGAUUGCAGGCAUUCUGCACAUGUUAGCUAUUGUAUACCAUGUUCGGCUAUAUGAGGUUGGAUGUGUGGUGAUGAUAGUUCUCCACUAAGUCAUGUUUACUCUUCAUCUGCAAAGUCCCUUUGUUUACGUUCCCGUGUAUAAAGCGCUAUGACCAUCCCCUAUGAAGACAUGAAUGACAGUUACGCAAUGAGAAAAGGAAAAGAAAGAGGGAAAAGGAAAGAGUUUUAGGAUUAGAUCUGAAUUACAGUCUAUUGAUUUAUCAAAUAUGUAUAUAUGUAUAUGUAUAUGCGUCGACGCAACUCAACCAUUUCGUUUGCAGAGUAUAACUCAGUGGAUUCACCAUGCAAUAAUCUUUCAAAUCGUAGCAUCAACAGUCGUUUCUAGAGUCACUUCCCACCUCACAUUGCCUCCGUUGCCAUAGCCUUCCCCUAAUCUAUUCUGUAUCAAAGUUGAUAUCCGAUUGCGCAGCUUUCCCAGUGCCAGUUCAUCAUAUCCAUUCGUAAUGAUGACUUUCAAGUUGGCCAUGCACAAGCCAUAGUGGACUUGCCAGAAUUGGGCACCGUCUAUGCGAGCAAUACCUGAUUCGGAUUCGAUUUCACGGAGAACGGCUGUGACACCAACAUCGCCUCUGUUGCCGCCAUAAGACAUGAGGAGCAUUAGUCCCUGGGCAACAGCAACACGCAUGCCCAAACUGAACAUUGCAAGAGAAAUAACGGCGCAGAUCAGCCGGUCGAGCCAGUCGUACAAGGAAAUAGAUAGCAAGGGCAACAAAGCAAUUAGGGCGGAGAAGAAGAGGGUGAAAAAGUGGAAAGGGUUGGAGAGUAUGCUGGGCAGGGUAGCCAGAUAUGAAACUCUCAUGACCUUGGCAAUCCGAGCAUGAUUUUUCAACCCGUAAGCGGACACAAGUGUACUCGCAAUUGCAGCAGCUGACACAAGAUCAAGAGAGUUGGAGGAGACAUGGUCGUGAGCAUGUUCAUGUUCGUGGUGAGCCUCGUGGUCUCCAACCGACUCGAGGAUGUGUUUUAGAUUGUGUGAGAGCAGGUCGAACCCUCCAAACAGGAGGAAAAUAGACAUAGCGAAGCCCGCAAGGAUCUCUGCUCGUUCAAGGCCAAAGGGGUGUCUAAUGCUGCUGCGACGCCACACUUCGAAAUUGCCUAGCACGUCGACCACCACGCAAACAGCAGCGCUGCCCGCGUCGAAGAAGACGAGGUGAGACAAGGCCAUGGCAGCAAGAGAGCCCCCCGACCUGUAGAAUAUGAACAUGGCAAUGGCGACAUGGCACAGGCCCCAGUAGAGACGCAUGCGCUGGUCUCGUUGUAAGCUCUUCCAGGCCUCUUUUAAGGUGGGCGUGGGGAGCGAUGCGGGGAGGACGGGAGGCGGUCUUGGAGGCGGCUCUUGGAAGAUUUGAUGCUGGGCCGACACGCUGCUAUGCUUAUACCGGUGCCCGCG
Molecule: messenger RNA, 4341 nt
Organism: Trichoderma atroviride IMI 206040
Lineage: Eukaryota; Fungi; Ascomycota; Sordariomycetes; Hypocreales; Hypocreaceae
Cellular component (GO): microtubule; membrane; cytoplasm
Molecular function (GO): GTP binding; microtubule binding; GTPase activity
Source: RefSeq, a predicted model, not a curated record